Messenger RNA from Callorhinus ursinus (northern fur seal), 3318 nucleotides. RefSeq names its product dishevelled associated activator of morphogenesis 2 (gene DAAM2). Lineage: Eukaryota; Metazoa; Chordata; Mammalia; Carnivora; Otariidae. Gene Ontology annotation, molecular function: small GTPase binding; actin binding. Gene Ontology annotation, biological process: negative regulation of oligodendrocyte differentiation; actin cytoskeleton organization; positive regulation of canonical Wnt signaling pathway. The record is from RefSeq and is a predicted model, not a curated record.
CGAUGAGGACCUAGGGCAUCUGCCAGCUGACUAUCGCCCCUGGCCUGGAGUGACCAUGGCCCCCCGCAAGAGGAGCCGCCAUGGCCUGGGCUUCUUGUGCUGCUUUGGGGGCAGUGGCCUCCCUGAGAUCAACCUCCGAGACAACCACCCUCUGCAGUAUAUGGAGUUUUCAAGUCCUAUCCCGAACCAAGAGGAGCUCAAUGUCCGCUUCGCAGAGCUGGUGGAUGAAUUGGAUCUCACCGACAAAAACCGAGAGGCUGUGUUUGCACUGCCUCCGGAGAAGAAAUGGCAGAUCUACUGCAGCAAGAAGAAGGAGCAGGAGGACCCCAACAAGCUGGCAACCAGCUGGCCUGACUAUUACAUCGACCGCAUCAACUCUAUGGCUGCCAUGCAGAGUCUGUAUGCCUUUGAUGAGGAAGAGACGGAGAUGAGGAACCAAGUUGUGGAAGACCUGAAGACAGCUCUCCGGACACAACCCAUGAGGUUUGUGACACGCUUCAUUGAGCUGGAGGGUUUGACCUGUCUGCUGAAUUUCCUCCGGAGCAUGGACCACGCCACCUGCGAAAGUCGCAUCCACACCUCCCUCAUUGGUUGCAUCAAGGCUCUGAUGAACAACUCCCAGGGGCGAGCGCAUGUGCUGGCACAGCCCGAGGCCAUCAGCACCAUUGCACAGAGUCUGCGCACAGAGAACAGCAAGACCAAGGUGGCCGUGCUGGAGAUCCUGGGUGCCGUGUGCUUGGUGCCUGGCGGCCACAAGAAGGUGCUGCAAGCCAUGCUCCACUACCAGGUGUACGCAGCUGAGAGGACACGCUUUCAGACACUGUUGAAUGAGCUAGACCGAAGUUUGGGCCGGUACCGGGAUGAAGUGAAUCUGAAAACAGCUAUCAUGUCCUUCAUCAACGCUGUCCUCAAUGCUGGAGCUGGAGAGGAUAAUCUGGAGUUCCGCCUUCAUCUACGGUAUGAGUUCCUGAUGCUGGGGAUCCAACCUGUGAUUGACAAACUCCGGCAGCACGAGAAUGCCAUCCUGGACAAGCAUUUAGACUUCUUUGAGAUGGUCCGGAAUGAGGAUGACCUGGAGCUAGCCAGGAGGUUUGACAUGGUCCACAUUGACACCAAGAGUGCUUCCCAGAUGUUUGAGCUGAUCCACAAGAAGCUAAAGCACACCGAGGCCUACCCCUGCUUGCUAUCUGUUCUACACCACUGCCUUCAGAUGCCCUACAAGCGGAACGGUGGCUAUUUCCAGCAGUGGCAGCUCCUGGACCGGAUCCUUCAACAGAUUGUCCUCCAGGAUGAGAGGGGUGUGGACCCUGACCUGGCUCCCUUGGAGAACUUCAACGUCAAGAACAUUGUUAACAUGCUCAUCAAUGAGAAUGAAGUGAAACAGUGGCAAGACCAGGCAGAGAAGUUCCGGAAAGAACACAUGGAGUUGGUGAGCAAGCUAGAGAGGAAGGAGCGAGAAUGUGAGACAAAGACAUUGGAGAAGGAAGAGAUGAUGCGGACACUGAACAAGAUGAAGGAUAAACUGGCCCGAGAGUCCCAGGACCUGCGCCAGGCUCGAGGACAAGUGGCAGAACUGGUAGCCCAACUCAGUGAAAUCUCAACAGGACCUGUAUCUUCCCCACCUCCCCCUGGGGGCCCACUUACCUUGUCUUCCUCAAUGACAACCAAUGACCUGCCUCCACCUCCGCCCCCUCUCCCAUUUGCCUGCUGUCCUCCACCUCCACCACCACCUCUUCCACCUGGUGGGCCUCCCACUCCCCCCGGUGCCCCACCAUGCUUCAGCAUGGGCCUGCCUCUCCCUCCAGACCCCUGCCCCAGCAAUGACAUCCCACUCAGGAAGAAGUGUGCUCCCCAGCCUUCCCAUCCACUGAAGUCCUUCAACUGGGUCAAGCUGAAUGAGGAACGUGUCCCUGGCACUGUAUGGAAUGAGAUUGAUGACAUGCAGGUAUUUCGGAUUCUGGACCUAGAGGACUUUGAAAAAAUGUUUUCAGCUUAUCAGAGGCACCAGAAAGAGCUGGGCUCCACAGAGGACAUCUACCUGGCCUCCCGCAAGGUCAAAGAGCUAUCAGUCAUUGACGGCCGAAGGGCACAGAACUGCAUCAUCCUUCUCUCUAAGUUGAAGCUUUCUAAUGAGGAGAUCCGGCAGGCCAUCUUGAAGAUGGAUGAACAGGAGGACCUUGCUAAGGACAUGCUGGAGCAGCUCCUCAAGUUCAUCCCAGAGAAAAGUGACAUCGACCUCCUUGAGGAGCACAAGCAUGAGAUAGAGCGGAUGGCCCGUGCUGACCGCUUCCUCUAUGAAAUGAGCAGGAUCGACCACUACCAGCAGCGACUGCAGGCCCUGUUCUUUAAGAAGAAGUUCCAGGAGCGGCUGGCUGAGGCCAAGCCCAAAGUGGAAGCCAUCCUGCUGGCCUCCCGGGAGCUGAUCCGCAGCAAGCGCUUAAGGCAGAUGCUUGAGGUCGUCCUGGCCAUUGGUAACUUCAUGAACAAAGGGCAGCGUGGGGGUGCCUAUGGUUUCCGGGUGGCCAGCCUCAACAAGAUCGCAGAUACCAAGUCCAGCAUUGACAGAAACAUCUCUCUGCUCCAUUACCUGAUCAUGAUCCUGGAGAAGCACUUCCCUGACAUCCUAAACAUGCCCUCAGAGCUACAGCAUCUUCCAGAAGCCGCCAAAGUCAACCUGGCAGAGCUGGAGAAGGAGGUGGGCAACCUCAGGAGGGGCCUCAGAGCAGUUGAGGUGGAGCUAGAAUAUCAGAAGCGCCAGGCACGGGAACCGAAUGACAAGUUUGUCCCAGUCAUGAGUGACUUCAUCACCGUCUCCAGCUUUAGCUUCUCAGAGCUGGAAGACCAACUGAAUGAGGCCAGGGACAAGUUCUCCAAGGCCCUGAUACACUUUGGGGAGCAGGACAGCAAGAUGCAGCCAGACGAAUUCUUUGGAAUCUUUGACACCUUCCUGCAGGCCUUCUUGGAGGCCCGGCAGGACCUGGAGGCGAUGAGGAAGAGGAAAGAAGAGGAGGAACGGCGGGCACGCAUGGAAACCAUGCUGAAGGAACAGAGGGAGCGGGAGCGGUGGCAGCGGCAGCGGAAGGCCCACGCAGGCAGCGCGCUGGAGGAAGGUGGCGAGUUCGACGACCUGGUAUCAGCCCUGCGCUCAGGCGAAGUGUUUGACAAGGACUUAUGCAAGCUGAAGCGCAGCCGCAAGCGGUCAGGGAGCCAGGCCCUGGAAGUCACCCGGGAACGGGCAAUAAGCAGGCUAAAUUAUUGACCUGGGGACUGGCCACCGCAGGAGGCAGGAGACAAGGGUGGGCUGAGGGGCUGAGCGGA